CGGGGAGUGCCGCCCUGGAAACGCUGUUUCUGCGAUGGACGUUGACCUGCCAGCUCGCAAGGAACGCGAACGUGUCCUCGCCCGUGAAAGACAACGCCGAUACAUGGCCGAUGAAGCUGUACGUGCGCAGCGAGCAGCAGCUGCUCGGCGGCGCAGGCAAGCUGACCCUAGUCUCGUCAAGGCCCAGACCGCAGCCGCACGCCAGCGCAGGCAAGCCAACCCAGAACUGAAGGCCCGGGAAGCGGCAGCCGCACGCCAGCGCAGGCAAGCCGACCCAGAACUGAGAGCCCGGCAAGCAGCGGCCGCACGCCAGCGCAGGCAGGCCAACCCAGAGCUGAAGGCCUGGAAAGCUCAGUACACGCGUCAGAAACGACAAGCUAAUCCGGAUCUUCGGCAGAGAGAAGCAGCAGCCAAACGCCAGCGCAGAGCAGCACAAGCAGAGGCUCGCCCCGAGGAACGCCGUUUGCGUGAGGUGGGAGGAGCCGACGCACGCUUCAAAGCUGACUUCCUCGACCGGAGCUUCGGCAACAUUUGCAAAGUGUGCGAACCUCUGUGCUUUGACAAUACGUUGACGAAAAUCCGCAACAUACGAAGUGAACAGUCGAGAGGCCACGCCAUGGCAGUGCUGCAACUAUUAUUCCCUGCAACAUCGCGAACAGAUUACAGUCCUGCCCCAACUAACGAUGAGAUUGGCCUCGUGUUGCCAAAGCGUGAACCUGAGGAAAUCGUCUGUGCGGUGGAUUGCUCGGACGGCUGUUUCCCGACUCACAUUGGUCCUGCCCCAAUUAAAGAUGAGGUUGGCCUCUUGUUGCCAAAGCGCGAGCCUGAAGAAAUCGUCUGCGCAGUCGACUGCUCGGAUGGCUAUUUGCCGACCCACAUGGAUUCGAGUGAUGGUAAUGCGGGACCCUACUCUCCCAAGAGUGAGAUGGAAGAGCUCGGCAUUACAACCGAGGGCUCCAACGCCCCUUCACUGCUUGGCCCUCCCUGUAAGUACCUGUUCGAUCCAAGCCACUGUGGCAUCAUAGCAAAAUUAUGACAUAUGACCUCUGGG
Rhipicephalus sanguineus (brown dog tick) is the source of this 1051-nucleotide messenger RNA. RefSeq lists its product as uncharacterized. Lineage: Eukaryota; Metazoa; Arthropoda; Arachnida; Ixodida; Ixodidae. The transcript has 4 exons. The record is from RefSeq and is a predicted model, not a curated record. Bases 35 to 1036 code for a protein of 333 amino acids.